AUGGGAAUCGUAGCAUUCAACUGGGCAGAGGGAAAUAACAACCAACUGAUGCUGCUGAUGAACAGAGACAAUUGGGAAAACAGGGUCAUACGUGGGGCAUCUUGGAAUGCAAAUGGCCACAUAUUGAGUGGUCGGUGCGAAGAUAACGGCGGAACGUGGUUUGGUAUUUCUAGAGGAGGCCGAGUCGCUUUUCUCGUGGGUUCAUCGUUGGGUUUAGACUACAUUGAACCAGACACAGGCUCUGAGUUGUACCCAAUUGAAUUCUUGGAGAGCAAUAUGAGUCUAGAGGAUUUUCCUCUCCACGUGGCACAGCGUGAAGCGCAAAGACAUAAUAAUGGAGAACUGGAUCCGUCUGAAGGGUGGUCCUAUAGCCUUAUAGUCGCAGAUAUGACAUUGAAUUCAAUGGUUCAUAUCUGGAAAACCUUUCAAGAUGAUCCGGAUAUCAUCGUAAACCCCGUUCCGUUUGGUGUGCAUACAAUUUCUCCUUACUUUGGUCUCGAUUCAGAAGCUUCCAGGGAUUUACGCCUGAGAGGCUUGUUUAAUGAGAUGAUUGAUGACUUGGGAAACAAUCAACUACCACCGCUUGCGGAGAUUGCUGGGAGGUUUAUGUAUAAUGCUGAGGGAGAUCAAGAAGACGGCGAUGCAGUGUUUCUCGAAGCUAUGACUGUUCAUCCUAAUGAACAACUUGGACGGCAACGUUUAGGAACAACAAGUACGACAGCAUUGGUGGUGGAACGCACUGGGAGAGCAAGGGUCUUUGAGAGUGAUAUUCUCGAGGAUUACCGUCUUGUUGUAAAACAAGAUGCAGUUAGUGCUUUUGCUGGUAUUGUAGCCUUUGAUGUAGAAAUCUACGAGGUACAGCUAAAGGUCUUGAAGUCCUGA
This is a messenger RNA of Arabidopsis lyrata subsp. lyrata, 882 nucleotides long. RefSeq lists its product as uncharacterized. The transcript is spliced from 7 exons. Bases 1 to 882 code for a protein of 293 amino acids. Lineage: Eukaryota; Viridiplantae; Streptophyta; Magnoliopsida; Brassicales; Brassicaceae. The record is from RefSeq and is a predicted model, not a curated record.